Molecule: messenger RNA, 1736 nt
Organism: Impatiens glandulifera
Lineage: Eukaryota; Viridiplantae; Streptophyta; Magnoliopsida; Ericales; Balsaminaceae
Product: probable sugar phosphate/phosphate translocator At3g11320
Exons: 4
Coding region: 429-1358 (309 amino acids)
Cellular component (GO): Golgi apparatus
Molecular function (GO): antiporter activity
Source: RefSeq, a predicted model, not a curated record
CGGUUUAUACCAGUUUCUCUCUCUUCGACGGUCUUCCCACCUUCUUCCCCAACUAGCGAUCAUCUGAAUUAGGGUAAAAUUCUUCUUCUUCUUCGUCAUCGAUCCAGCAAGAUAAUUCAUCUCAUCCAUUUCUCUCUCUAUAUAUUAGUCUGUUCUCUGAAGGGAAAUGCCAGAUCCAUGGACAGAGGAGAUGUGAUGUAUUUCUCUCCCUCUAUAUUCAGAAUGUUGCUCAGAUCUCUUUCAUUCUUUCUAAUUUCUCCCCGUCCUCCAUCAUUAAUCUCUCACAGAUCUAAUGUUUCCCUAGCCUAAACCUCUAGAUAGCUAUCUAGUUAAAGUUUUCUUUUCUUGCUUUACAUUUGAGAUUUUGAACUUCCAAAUUGCUACGAAGCCCUAAACUAAGCACAUUUUACGAAAUUUCCGGCUCAAUUAUGUCCACGGUAAAAGGUUCGAGCCGACUCUUCACCAUCGGGCUCGUAGCUUCAUGGUAUUCUUCAAACAUUGGUGUUCUGUUGCUCAACAAGUAUUUGCUAAGCAAUUAUGGCUUCAAGUAUCCUAUCUUCCUAACAAUGUGUCACAUGACGGCUUGUUCGUUGCUCAGCUAUAUAGCCAUAGCGUGGAUGAAGAUGGUUCCUAUGCAGACGAUUCGGUCUAGGGUGCAGUUCAUGAAGAUUGCUGCUCUUAGCAUGGUCUUCUGUACUUCUGUUGUCAGCGGAAAUAUAUCUCUUCGAUAUUUACCGGUUUCGUUUAAUCAGGCUAUUGGAGCUACGACGCCUUUCUUUACUGCUGUAUUUGCGUAUUUUAUAACUAUGAAGAGGGAGGCCUGGCUUACAUACGUGACUCUCAUUCCUGUCGUGACUGGCGUUGUCAUAGCUAGCGGGGGUGAGCCAAGUUUUCAUCUUUUUGGAUUUAUAAUAUGCAUUGGUGCAACAGCUGCAAGGGCACUUAAAUCUGUUCUCCAAGGAAUUCUGCUUUCUUCUGAAGGGGAAAAGUUGAACUCCAUGAACCUUUUACUUUACAUGGCUCCAAUAGCUGUUGUACUUCUACUUCCUGCAACACUUUAUAUGGAAGAAAAUGUAGUUGGUUUAACGUUAGCCUUGGCAAAGGAGGAUAUCAGGAUCAUAUGGUAUCUUCUCUUCAACUCCGCCCUGGCAUAUUUUGUGAAUCUGACAAAUUUUUUGGUCACAAAACACACUAGUGCUUUAACCCUACAGGUUCUUGGGAAUGCAAAGGGGGCAGUUGCUGUGGUAGUUUCGAUAUUGAUAUUCAGAAAUCCCGUUUCAGUUACUGGGAUGCUGGGCUACUCACUUACAGUUAUGGGUGUUGUCCUAUACAGUGAAGCAAAAAAACGUAGUAAGUAAUCUUUGUGUUUCAAGGCUGUUGUUGGAGUCUAUAGAUACAAUAUAUACUUCGAUUAGAGCAGGAGAAAUGAACUCGCCCUCAGCAACUUUCUGAUUUUUUUUUUGGGGUUGAGCCUGUGAGCAGAAAGCAGGUUCAGAUUAAGCUGAUGUGUAGAAUGCUUUUAAAAUUUUGUUUUGGGAACAAAUAAAUGGCGAUUAUUAUCUUAUAUUCCAAUCAACAUAAACUUUUCUUGACUUCUUUUGUUUGAGGAGGAAGUGGGGACUCAAUUAUUUCUGGAAAAGUAGUAGUAUUGUAGAAUUGAUGAUAUAUGUAUACAGAGUGUUGUUAUUUACACUGCUCACAUUGACUCAUUAAUGAAAGCCAUAAUGUUACUAUUA